AUGGCAUCGGACCGCCGCUUCUCCACCGCCAAGGGCCCCAGCUCCAAUGAGCUCAACUCGGCCAUUCACCGCCAAUUCCGUGAGGCUCACGAAGGCCACAAGCCACAUGCUGGCCUCGACCCAUCCCGAGCCUCCACUGGUGUCGUGUGGACGACCGAGAGAGCCUACGAGUAUGGCUUUCUCGACGAGCCCGAGAAGUGGGCCAACUUAGGCCAGGGUGCACCGGAGGUCGACGACAACAUCCAAGGCUCCUUUCCACGCCCGUCAAGUAUCGAGGUGUCCAUGCAGGGCCGCGAGUAUGGCCCAACCGCCGGCAUCAAGCCGCUACGCAAAGCCGUCGCCGAUCUCUACAACGCUCACCACCGACAAGGCAAGGCCUCGCAGUACACGUGGGAGAAUGUGUGCAUCGUGCCAGGCGGCCGCGCCGGCCUCAUCCGCAUCGCGGCUGUCAUCGGCAACGCCUACUUGGGCUUCUUCAUCCCCGACUACACCGCGUACAACGAGAUGUUGAGCCUGUUUAAGAACUUCGCGGCCAUUCCCAUCCCCUUGAACCGCAAGGACUCCUACCACAUGCAUGCCGAGAAGAUCGAGGAGGAAAUCCACCGUGGAACAUCGGUCAUCCUCACUUCGAAUCCGAGAAACCCUACCGGCUUGAUGACGCCCAACCCUGAGCUUGCCCGGAUCCAGGACCUGUGCCGCGACAGAGCAACGUUGAUCAUGGACGAAUUCUAUUGUGGCUACAACUACUCUACCAAUUGCGAUGGAACCGUCAUCAGUGCCGCCGACAAUAUUGAAGACGUGAAUACAGACGAUGUCUUGAUCAUCGACGGCCUCACCAAGCGUUUCCGUCUGCCAGGCUGGCGUGUUGCCUGGAUCGUGGGGCCGAAAGAGUUCAUCAAAGCCAUCGGGUCUUGCGGCUCAUACUUGGAUGGCGGUACCAAUGUGCCUUUCCAGGAAGCCGCCGUGAAAAUGCUCGACCCUCCAAAGGUUCGCGCGGAGAUGAAGGCGCUCCAAACUCAUUUCCGCGACAAGCGCGACUACGUCCUCAAAAGGCUGAAGGAAAUGGGCUUCACCGUGGGCUACUGCCCGGACAGCACCUUCUACUUGUGGCUCGAUCUCGAACAACUGCCGAAAGAAAUCAACGAUGGGCUCAACUUCUUCGAGGCGUGUCUGCAGGAGAAGGUGAUUGUGGUGCCCGGCAUCUUCUUCGACCUGAAUCCGAGUCGUCGUCGCGAUCUCUUCGACAGUCCGUGCCACCAUUUCGUGCGUGUAUCGUAUGGUCCAAAGAUGGAGACACUCAAGGCCGGCCUCGACGGCUUUGAGAGGAUUUUGAAGAAGCACAAGGCUUUCGCAGGCAAGUCUACUUAG
This is a messenger RNA of Neohortaea acidophila, 1368 nucleotides long. Its product is annotated as pyridoxal phosphate-dependent transferase. Gene Ontology annotation, biological process: biosynthetic process. Gene Ontology annotation, molecular function: pyridoxal phosphate binding. NCBI's taxonomy places the organism in Eukaryota, Fungi, Ascomycota, Dothideomycetes, Mycosphaerellales, Teratosphaeriaceae. Bases 1 to 1368 code for a protein of 455 amino acids. The transcript is spliced from 3 exons. The record is from RefSeq and is a predicted model, not a curated record.